Molecule: messenger RNA, 3050 nt
Organism: Sceloporus undulatus (fence lizard)
Lineage: Eukaryota; Metazoa; Chordata; Lepidosauria; Squamata; Phrynosomatidae
Gene: DUSP6
Product: dual specificity phosphatase 6
Exons: 3
Coding region: 640-1797 (385 amino acids)
Biological process (GO): positive regulation of apoptotic process; protein dephosphorylation; regulation of heart growth
Cellular component (GO): cytoplasm; cytosol
Molecular function (GO): MAP kinase tyrosine/serine/threonine phosphatase activity; protein tyrosine/threonine phosphatase activity
Source: RefSeq, a predicted model, not a curated record
GAGGCUGCCUCCAGUUGCGCCCAGGAGGCCGGUUAAAAGGCACCGGAGGAGCCCUUCCAGGGGGCCAGCAGCAGGAGGAGGAGGGUUGGAAGGAAGCCGGGCAGAGCAGCCCGCAGCAACCCCUCGCCGGGCAAGGAAGGCACAGGCUCGCCAAGCCCUCCUCAAAGCCCCGGAUCCCGUGCUCUCUCCUCCAUCAGGAGCAGGAGGAGGAGGAGGCUCCGUUCAUUCAGGGACAUCCGCUGACCCAGAGCCCCAAGCAACGCCUGGACUUUGGCAUCGCAGCCAGGGCUGAAGUCGGGAUUGGGUCUCCCUUCAGAAGAGGGAGGAAGCAAGCCAAGCCAGGGGCUCCUCCAGGGCGCUCCGGCUCCGCCGAGGGAGGCUUGGGCUGAAGCAGGGUCCAAAGGGAAAAGCCAGGGCUCCAGGGCCCUUCUCGGGCUUUGCAAAGGGAGGCCUCGGAGCCAGGGCUGAAGCCGGGUUUGGCCUCCCUUUGCAGCCAAGCCUCCAUCCCCCCGAAGCCGAGAAGGAGGAGCAAGGGCUAAAAAGGCCCCCUCUGCCUGGCCCUCGGAGCAGGACCCGGCCUCCUUGCCAGCCAGGAAAGCCCCAGCCCCAGCGCUCUCCCCUGCCUUGGGGCUCUCCCCGAUGCUGGACACGCUCCGCCCGGCCCCCUCCCCCUCCAUGGCGCCGGGCAAGACGGUGGCCUGGCUGAAGGAGCAGCUGGAGGCCGGCAACGAGCGGCUGCUGCUGAUGGACUGCCGCCCGCAGGAGCUCUACGAGUCCUCGCACAUCGAGUCGGCCAUCAGCGUGGCCCUGCCGGGGCUCAUGCUCCGGAGGCUCCAGAAGGGCAACCUGCCCCUCCGCGCCCUCUUCGCCUCCGGCGCCCGCGAGGAGGAGCGGCAGACCUUCGCCCGCCGCUGCUCCACCGACACCGUCGUCCUCUACGACGAGAGCAGCGAGUGGAACGAGAACCACGCCGCCCCCGGCGCCGGCUCCGUCCUGGGGCUGCUCCUCAAGCGCCUCAAGGAGGACGGCUGCAAGGCAUACUACCUGGAAGGUGGUUUCAGCAAGUUCCAGGCAGAAUAUGCUCUCCAUUGUGAAACUAACCUAGACAGUUCCUGUAGCAGCAGCUCUCCCCCUUUGCCAGUCCUGGGUCUAGGAGGCCUCCGAAUCAGCUCAGACUCUUCUUCAGACAUUGAAUCUGACAUUGACCGAGAUCCAAACAGUGCCACCGACUCUGAUGGCAGCCCUCUGUCCAACAACCAGCCUUCCUUCCCAGUGGAGAUCUUACCUUACCUCUACCUGGGCUGUGCCAAGGAUUCCACCAACUUGGAUGUUCUGGAAGAGUUUGGCAUUAAAUACAUCUUGAAUGUCACCCCCAACCUGCCAAAUCUUUUUGAAAAUGCUGGAGAAUUUAAAUACAAGCAGAUCCCCAUCUCUGACCAUUGGAGCCAAAAUCUGUCUCAGUUUUUUCCCGAGGCCAUCUCUUUUAUAGAUGAAGCUCGUGGGAAGAACUGUGGGGUGCUUGUGCAUUGCCUGGCGGGGAUCAGUCGCUCAGUCACCGUGACAGUUGCAUACCUUAUGCAAAAGCUCAACCUCUCCAUGAAUGAUGCUUAUGACAUUGUCAAGAUGAAAAAAUCCAACAUCUCUCCCAACUUCAACUUCAUGGGACAACUGUUGGACUUUGAGAGGACUCUGGGGCUGAACAGCCCAUGUGACAAUCGGGUGCCCAGUCAACAGCUGUACUUCACCACUCCUUCCAACCAAAAUGUCUUCCAAGUGGACUCGCUGCAGUCCACGUGAGUGUCAGCCAAUUCCUAACUCUUCCAACCUUUGGUCAUGUGAUCAUUCCUCAAUGGUUCUCUUUGACAGCAGCAAACAAAAGCUGUGCUCUUUUGUGGCCACUGCUAUUGAACAGGGUCUGCCUGCGUGCUUAACAAAAUAAAAGGUUACAAAGUUUGGAAUCGGCUGUUGCAAAGGAAGGGGACUUGCUGAAUUUUCCAAGGGGGAAAAUAAAAGGAACUUCAACUAUUAUUGGUUAGGUAGGCAGCUUAUUUUUGUUCAGUGCACAAAACAAACACAAAACCCCACCUAUGCAGUGACUUGGAACUGAGGACUUCCAAACACAAUUAGGGGGAGAACAGACACUCUGAGCACAUGUCCUCUAUGGUAAGACUGGGAGAAAUGUAUUAGUUUCAUUUGUAAUAUCUGUUACUGUCUUCAGUGAAGACUUAAUUGUUUAAGUUUUUUUCCUUGUAUUGAUUUAGAGGAGCCAAAGAAGGGUUUCAGCUCAAUUUAUUUGGAAUAUUUGUUUGCCAAGAGCUUUAUCAUGCUUGGCUUUUGAUCGAUGUCAAUGUUUUAAAUUGCAAAUGAAUAAGAGACAUCAGUUUAAUGAUAGGUACUAAAGAUCAGCCUAAGGGAUAGCAUUUAUCUCCAUACUUUUCUGUAAUCCAUUUUUUCCUCUGUGCACAGGAUACAUUUGCAGCAUGUUAAAUGAGACAAACUUUCUUCCUCAGUUAGAAAUGGAAUGUCUUUGCUUUUGAGAUUUGUUUAUUCACAGUCUUUGAAUGAAUGAAAUCAUAUUCCCCUCCCCAUCAGAUGAUGGUGGUGAUCUCUCCCUCUCUUUCUCUCGCUAAAAAUAUAUGUGUUUCUUGGGUGUGCCAUCAGUGCAGGGUUUCAUUAUGACUUUUUUUGCCUUAUCUUUGUAAAUAAUUUAGCUUGCUUUUUUUUUUCUUUUGGAAGAGAGUUAUGUCUUCAGAUAGAAGGAACUAAUUUUUGUUCAGUUCUAAAUAAACAAGAAAAAAUGGAUAUGUGCUAAACAGUGCAUUACCUCUGUACAAACUCUUCAGGGAGCUUCACCUCAAAUGCAAUAUUUUGCAUUAUUUUUGUAUGAAACUGGAAGUGUGUGUGAGCAUUGUGUAUCUGUGUAUAUGCAAGAGAAUCUUGCACACAAUAGUCAAUAAGGGAGAGUCUCUGCCAGUGUAAAUUUGCGGUUUUAUUCUAAAGAAUGUAAGAUCAUAAAUUAUUAAUAAAUAACUAUUUUUGGCUAUGGAGAA